AUGGACACGAAAUCCGAUGAACUCCUCUUCCUCGCGUCGCAGCUCAAACAAUCCCUUACCACCUUAAUCCCGACCGAACCGCCUUUCUCCAUCUCUAUAGUCGACGUCUCCGCGUCUCCGUCAUCCGCGGCUCCCGUUACAAGCACACCAUUCCCUACAAUCUCCGUCUCCGACGUCCUCGCGUCGAAUCCAGACGCCGCCGCGAAAUCCGCCGCGUCUCUCGCCACGGAUCGCGGAGAGGCGGUGCAGGCGGUGACCGACGCGCUGAAGCGGUUCGUGCGGGGGAAGUGGGACGCGGGCGCGCUGGCGGGCGCGGCGGGGAUCGGGGGGAGCGGCGGAACCGCCAUCAUUGCGCCCGCGCUUAAGGAACUUCCCGUCGGCGUUCCCAAGAUUAUUGUCUCCACCGUCGCCAGUGGCAACACCGCACCGUACGUGGGAACGUCGGACCUGCUGCUGCUCCCAUCAGUGGCGGACGUGGCGGGGCUGAACGCCAUUCUCCGCGCAGCCCUCUCCUCCGCCGCCGCUGCCCUUGCUGGCAUGCUGCUCCUGCGCGCCCUGCCCGCCCAACCGCCUUCCCCUGCGGCUGGGGAGGCUGCUCUGGGCGUGUGUGCGCCUGUGACGGUGGGGAUCACGAUGUUUGGGGUUACCACCCCGUGUGUUACGGAGGUGCAGCGCCUGCUCAGCAGCAAGGGCGGGAAGGAGGGCAAGGAGGGGGGCGCAGAGGCUGUGGAGACGGUGGUGUUCCAUGCGACGGGCACGGGGGGAAGGGCCAUGGAGGAGAACGUUGCGUCUGGACUCAUUCAGGCUGUGCUGGACAUCACAACAACGGAGGUAGCGGACUUCAUAGCAGGCGGCACCAUGCCGUGCCUGCCCACCAGGUUCGAUGCCGCCAUUCAGAGGAAGGUUCCUCUCGUGCUCAGCCUGGGGGCGCUCGACAUGGUCAACUUCGGAGAAGCUUCCUCCGUGCCCAAGGAGUUUGAGGGGCGCACCCUGCACGUGCACAACCCGCAGGUCACCCUCAUGCGCACAACGGCCGACGAGAACCGUCGGAUCGCGCAGUUCAUCGCAGGCAAGAUGAACCAAUCACAGGCGCCCGUGACGCUGCUGGUGCCUGAGGGCGGGCUGUCGGCCCUAGACGCCCCGGGCAUGGCCUUCUGGGACCCCGCUGCUGACGCUGCUCUGUUUGAUGAGCUGGAGAAACAAGUGGUGCAGACGGAUAGCAGGAAGAAUCUUGAGCAAAGAGGUUUUGCUGAUGGCAACAGGGAAAUGGGUGGUGUGUGCUGUGGGGGAGACAAGUGGUGUGUGCUGUGGGGGAGACAAGUGGUGUGUGCUGUGAAGGACCUGAACCUCUCACUCACUCUAUCUCUAUCAUUCUUCCUCUCCCAUUCCUUCUCCCACCCACUACUCCCUCCCGCUUUCUCCCCCUCACAGAUCAUUCGUGUGCGUCACCACAUCAACGAUCCUGCCUUUGCUGCUGCCCUCGUCAAUGCUCUCUUGCCCCUCCUCCCAUCCACCCAACCCCUCUCACCUCCUCCUCCUCUUCCCACUGCUUCUGCCGCGGAUCCUUCUGCUUCCACCGCUACUCCCUCACCCGCUGAACCAACCACCAUCACCUCCCCUUCCGCACCCCUCUCCACCACUCUCAACCCACCCCCUGCUUUCGACCUCACCCCAAUCCCCUGGCUAGUAACCCGUCGCACCGCCAUCCUGCACUCCCUGCGAGCCCAAGUGGCAGCAGGCGCCAAGUGUGAGGAGAUGGGCGGAGUGGAUCUCAUUGUCAUCUACAACUCGGGCCGCUUCCGCAUGGCUGGGCGCGGGUCGCUGGCAGGGUUGCUGCCUUUCGCCGAUGCCAAUGCUGUGGUGGAGGACAUGGCUAAAGAGGUUCUCCCGCAUUGCGAGGAGAUGGGAGGUGCACGCACGGGGAUAAGCGCCAAGUGUGAGGAGAUGGGCGGAGUGGAUCUCAUUGUCAUCUACAACUCGGGCCGCUUCCGCAUGGCUGGGCGCGGGUCGCUGGCAGGGUUGCUGCCUUUCGCCGAUGCCAAUGCUGUGGUGGAGGACAUGGCUAAAGAGGUUCUCCCGCAUUGCGAGGAGAUGGGAGGUGCACGCACGGGGAUAAGCGCCAAGUGUGAGGAGAUGGGCGGAGUGGAUCUCAUUGUCAUCUACAACUCGGGCCGCUUCCGCAUGGCUGGGCGCGGGUCGCUGGCAGGGUUGCUGCCUUUCGCCGAUGCCAAUGCUGUGGUGGAGGACAUGGCUAAAGAGGUUCUCCCGCAUUGCGAGGAGAUGGGAGGUGCACGCACGGGGAUAAGCGCCAAGUGUGAGGAGAUGGGCGGAGUGGAUCUCAUUGUCAUCUACAACUCGGGCCGCUUCCGCAUGGCUGGGCGCGGGUCGCUGGCAGGGUUGCUGCCUUUCGCCGAUGCCAAUGCUGUGGUGGAGGACAUGGCUAAAGAGGUUCUCCCGCAUUGCGAGGAGAUGGGAGGUGCACGCACGGGGAUAAGCGCCAAGUGUGAGGAGAUGGGCGGAGUGGAUCUCAUUGUCAUCUACAACUCGGGCCGCUUCCGCAUGGCUGGGCGCGGGUCGCUGGCAGGGUUGCUGCCUUUCGCCGAUGCCAAUGCUGUGGUGGAGGACAUGGCUAAAGAGGUUCUCCCGCAUUGCGAGGAGAUGGGAGGUGCACGCACGGGGAUAAGCGCCAAGUGUGAGGAGAUGGGCGGAGUGGAUCUCAUUGUCAUCUACAACUCGGGCCGCUUCCGCAUGGCUGGGCGCGGGUCGCUGGCAGGGUUGCUGCCUUUCGCCGAUGCCAAUGCUGUGGUGGAGGACAUGGCUAAAGAGGUUCUCCCGCAUUGCGAGGAGAUGGGAGGUGCACGCACGGGGAUAAGCGCCAAGUGUGAGGAGAUGGGCGGAGUGGAUCUCAUUGUCAUCUACAACUCGGGCUGCUUCCGCAUGGCUGGGCGCGGGUCGCUGGCAGGGUUGCUGCCUUUCGCCGAUGCCAAUGCUGUGGUGGAGGACAUGGCUAAAGAGGUUCUCCCGCAUUGCGAGGAGAUGGGAGGUGCACGCACGGGGAUAAGCGCCAAGUGUGAGGAGAUGGGCGGAGUGGAUCUCAUUGUCAUCUACAACUCGGGCCGCUUCCGCAUGGCGGGGCGCGGGUCGCUGGCAGGGUUGCUGCCUUUCGCCGAUGCCAAUGCUGUGGUGGAGGACAUGGCUAAAGAGGUUCUCCCGCAUUGCGAGGAGAUGGGAGGUGCACGCACGGGGAUAAGCGCCAAGUGUGAGGAGAUGGGCGGAGUGGAUCUCAUUGUCAUCUACAACUCGGGCCGCUUCCGCAUGGCUGGGCGCGGGUCGCUGGCAGGGUUGCUGCCUUUCGCCGAUGCCAAUGCUGUGGUGGAGGACAUGGCUAAAGAGGUUCUCCCGCAUUGCGAGGAGAUGGGAGGUGCACGCACGGGGAUAAGCGCCAAGUGUGAGGAGAUGGGCGGAGUGGAUCUCAUUGUCAUCUACAACUCGGGCCGCUUCCGCAUGGCUGGGCGCGGGUCGCUGGCAGGGUUGCUGCCUUUCGCCGAUGCCAAUGCUGUGGUGGAGGACAUGGCUAAAGAGGUUCUCCCGCAUUGCGAGGAGAUGGGAGGUGCACGCACGGGGAUAAGCGCCAAGUGUGAGGAGAUGGGCGGAGUGGAUCUCAUUGUCAUCUACAACUCGGGCUGCUUCCGCAUGGCUGGGCGCGGGUCGCUGGCAGGGUUGCUGCCUUUCGCCGAUGCCAAUGCUGUGGUGGAGGACAUGGCUAAAGAGGUUCUCCCGCAUUGCGAGGAGAUGGGAGGUGCACGCACGGGGAUAAGCGCCAAGUGUGAGGAGAUGGGCGGAGUGGAUCUCAUUGUCAUCUACAACUCGGGCCGCUUCCGCAUGGCGGGGCGCGGGUCGCUGGCAGGGUUGCUGCCUUUCGCCGAUGCCAAUGCUGUGGUGGAGGACAUGGCUAAAGAGGUUCUCCCGCAUUGCGAGGAGAUGGGAGGUGCACGCACGGGGAUAAGCGCCAAGUGUGAGGAGAUGGGCGGAGUGGAUCUCAUCGUCAUCUACAACUCGGGGCGCUUCCGCAUGGCGGGGCGCGGGUCGCUGGCAGGGCUGCUGCCGUUUAGCGGUGGCUGUCAGGGCACCAGCCUGCCUGUAGUAAGUGGCUGUGAGCGACAGGUGCUGCCGUUUGCUGAUGCCAAUGCUGUCGUGGAAGAUAUGGCUAAGGAGGUGCUGCCAGUGAGUGUGAUUGUAGGGAGAGGUGCUGCCGGUAAUCAAGUCAGUGCCAGUGCUGGCAGGAGUGUCAUCAAAUCAGUGCCGGUGCUAGCGGGGGUGUGUGCAACGGACCCUUUCCGCCAGAUGCCCCUCUUCCUGCGCCGCCUCGCCGCCCUCGGCUUCGCGGGAGUCCAAAACUUCCCCACCGUCGGCCUCUAUGAUGGCUCUUUCCGCACCAACCUAGAGGAGACCAACAUGGGGUACCCGCUCGAAGUCGCCAUGAUUAAAACGGCUAAUGUGGUGGUGGCGCAUAUGGGGCUCACGGCAGCGGGCAGCAUAGGGGCGAGAACGGUGUGCUCUCUGGAGGAAGCGGUGGGGCGAGUGCAACGCAUGGCUGAUGCUGCUAGAGGGGUGAACCCCGACGUUCUCGUGCUCAUAGGGGCGAGAACGGUGUGCUCUCUACAGGAGGCGGUGGGGCGAGUGCAGCGCAUGGCUGACGCUGCUAGAGGGGUGAACCCUGACGUGUUCGUGCUGUGCCACGGUGGUCCCAUCAACGGGCCAGAGGAGGCGUGCUACAUACUGCAGAACACGCGGGGGGUGCACGGCUUCUAUGGCGCGUCCAGCAUGGAGCGCCUGCCCGUGGAAAGUGCCAUCACAGACAACCUCAAGGCCUACAAGGCCAUUCGCCUGCCUGCUUAA
This is a messenger RNA of Closterium sp. Naga37s-1, 4899 nucleotides long. Lineage: Eukaryota; Viridiplantae; Streptophyta; Zygnematophyceae; Desmidiales; Closteriaceae. The record is from the annotation of a GenBank genome assembly.